UGUCCGAUGAAUGUACACAUGGCGCGGUAAAAAAGCUUGGUUUAUGUUUUCUUUCUUUUUCCUUUUUAUCUUUGACACACGGGAACAAAAGAAGCAUCUUUUGGAUUUGUGCUCCGACGAAACAACGAGGAGUGGUCAUUGUUGUUGUUGCAUCAGCAGCAGCCCAUGGCCAGCAGCAGGCUGUCUUCAUCCUCAAAUCACUUCUUUUCCUCUUCGCCUCUCAUCUCCAGCUCUAAUCUCUCUUGAAAUCAUCCUCCCCAUCUCUCUCUCUUUCUCUCGAAGCAGCUGCUUCAUCCAUCUCUUUCUCGCUCUCUAUCUUCCUCUCGACCGCUGUUGCUGCUACGGCUGCUGCAUUGCUACUAGGCAUCCAGUGUGGUGUUGGAGCAGCAGCAGCGGCGACGGAGGAAUCGUGGUGUUUCAGCAGCAGCAGCCGCCAAUCCGGAUCCGAGAGGGUGGUGGUGAUGAACCAAGCAGAUCUCCAACGUCGUGGUGGCGGCUGCAAGAAGAAGAGGCAGGGCUCGUCACCGGGUAAAUGCGGUAGCGGCAGCUGAAGAAAAUAGCGGUGCGGAAUUCUACACACAACCACACACAGAUGCGCUAUAUAUGCUGCUUCCAGUCCGAGGGAGGAGUAAGCUCUCCUAACUAGCUUCGCCACGGGCGGCGCGGCCACAACAACGCUCGCUCUUUCUCUGUCGAGCAGUGUUCAUGCUCCUGGGUGGCUCGCGGAUUCUAGCAUCGAUGCAGCCCGACAGUUUCAAGGCCGAGUCUGGAGGUGACGCUCUUGCAUUUGCAGCAGCGCCGCCAGGUCAGGAACCACAGCCUCCUCCUCCACCUCUCCACGACAGGCUGGUGGGAAGGCUCGCAAGCACUCCCACAAACGGGAUGCCAGGAGGAGAAGGAGACGAUGGCAAGCAGCAAAUCGGCAGCUUGGUGAUGGUGCCGCCUGGGAAGAGCAGCGGCGGCGCCGGCGGCGCCAAAUCCAAGACGGUACACUACCGCGAGUGUCUCAAGAACCACGCGGCCAGCAUCGGCGGCCAUGCGCUGGACGGGUGCGGCGAAUUCAUGCCCUGCGGCGAGGAAGGCACCAUGGAGGCUCUCAAGUGCGCCGCUUGCGACUGCCACCGCAACUUCCACAAGCGCGAGGUGGAAGGCGAGCCCCUCGUCUGCGACAUUUGCCACAUGAACAGGAGAGAACGCAACCGCAAGGCCGCCGCCAUCGCUGCUGGUGUUCUCCAGCAGCAGCAGCAGCAGCAAGGUGGUGGCCACACUCCAAGCGCACUACAGACCACUUGCAAUACUGCUGCUGCUACUGCUUCCGCCUUGCCGCUUGCAGCAUCCUCGGCGGCGUCGCUGGGGCCACGAACAGGCAACGCCCCCAUGAGCCUGUUGGCGCUGAGCAGCCGGGGCGAGGGCGAUCACCACGACAUGUCGCCACUGAGCAUGAAGAAGCGGUUCCGGACCAAGUUCAGCAUGGACCAGAAGGAGAAGAUGUACAUGUUUGCGGAGAAGGUGGGGUGGAGGAUCCAGAAGCAUGACGAGGCGGCGGUGCAGCACUUUUGUGCCGAGGUCGGGGUCAAGCGGCACGUCCUCAAGGUGUGGAUGCACAACAACAAGCAUACGUUUGGAAAGAGGUCGUCUCUCGGCAGUCCCUCCUCCUCAUCUAUUGGUGGUGCCAACGUUCCACCCGGUCCAGGUAGUGGUGCUGGUGGUGGCGCUGCUGCUCCGCCUCCUCCGCCGCCUCAUGAUAUGCAGCAGCACCACCACCACCACCAUCUUCUCUCCGAUCCAGCUUCGGUGCUCAGUCCUUCGCCUCUACACCAACAUCAGCAGCAGCCCUGAUGAUAUAUUUCAUCCGAACCAUACGCGUUUUAAAACACGACGCUCGGGACAACCCACACACUAAAAACCUUACUGAUUAUGUUUUCAAUUUGUCAGCAGAGCAGCAGCCUGAGCAGCGUUGCAUGCAUGACGACCGAUUUACAUUCUUGUCUAUCUCCCUGGUCUUCCUCUCUCAAUUUCCACCGUUUCUCUAAUCUACCAGCUGCAAAAGCCCGAAUUCUUUUGUCUAUUUGAAUUCGAUUCGACAUUCCGGUCUCCCGUUGUUUGCAAGUCAAUCAAUAAUGUAUCCAGGGGCGCCUUUUGAAA
This is a messenger RNA of Selaginella moellendorffii, 2145 nucleotides long. Its product is annotated as zinc-finger homeodomain protein 1-like. NCBI's taxonomy places the organism in Eukaryota, Viridiplantae, Streptophyta, Lycopodiopsida, Selaginellales, Selaginellaceae. The coding region runs from base 706 to 1839 and encodes 377 amino acids. The transcript has 2 exons. Gene Ontology annotation, biological process: regulation of developmental process; regulation of DNA-templated transcription. Gene Ontology annotation, molecular function: DNA-binding transcription factor activity; transcription cis-regulatory region binding. The record is from RefSeq and is a predicted model, not a curated record. Gene Ontology annotation, cellular component: nucleus.